AUGCCCACCGACCUGACAGUCCCUGCAGAGAACUCAGAGUCCAGUCAAUAUGCCUUGAUUGUCCGAUAUGCGAAGUCUUACAGCUUUUCCCGCAAUCUCAGUGUCAACUCAAUAUCAAUCCAGAGUGACCAUGUCAAGAAGUUCCUCGGUGGGGUUUUCAGAGGCUAUCCCGGAACAGCAACAACCCUUCAGCGUGUCGAGUUUCAUUCGCCAUUUACUUCUUUCAUUCACCGCUGGGACAGAUUGAUCAAAGCAAAAGACGAGAUAACAGACCCAACGACAAAGGAGCACGUUGAUUUGUUACAUGAGAUCAUAUACAAGGAGAUUGCAAGCAAUCUUUCUGAGAAACAGGAUCUUGUGAAGAACGGUGUUAUUAUGUACUGCAGAUAUGCUCUUAGCAAUCUUUGA
Molecule: messenger RNA, 408 nt
Organism: Penicillium malachiteum
Lineage: Eukaryota; Fungi; Ascomycota; Eurotiomycetes; Eurotiales; Aspergillaceae
Product: P-loop containing nucleoside triphosphate hydrolase protein
Exons: 1
Coding region: 1-408 (135 amino acids)
Source: RefSeq, a predicted model, not a curated record